Molecule: messenger RNA, 1282 nt
Organism: Rhincodon typus (whale shark)
Lineage: Eukaryota; Metazoa; Chordata; Chondrichthyes; Orectolobiformes; Rhincodontidae
Product: myelin protein P0-like
Exons: 8
Coding region: 90-959 (289 amino acids)
Cellular component (GO): membrane
Source: RefSeq, a predicted model, not a curated record
CCAAAAGCAGGCUGCACAGAUGAAGCAUUGGCAACAGAAACAUAGCAAUUAUACUGGAAUAUUGACUGCGGAUUGUGAGGAACAGUGAAAUGGAUCUCCUCUUGCUCCUGUCAUCUCUCAUAUUCUGUGGUAUCUGCUCCACGUUAGCGACUGGUAUCUCUACCCCGAAAUCCUUGGUUGUAGAGGAGGGAAUGGAGUUACGUUUGGACUGCAAACUCGAAUACCAAACUGACGUUCAACAGCACAACAUCAAAUUGGAAUGGUUGUACAGCCCUGACAGUGAUACCGAGGAGGUCUUGAUUUUCUUUCACUACCAAAACCUCAGUGUGAUUGUGCAGGACAGUGUAUUCUCCCCGAGACUGCAGUGGAUGGGUGAUAUUGGACAAGGCAAUGGCUCCAUUCUCAUAUCUGAAGUGGAAUGCAGUGACAGAGGUUCCUUCACUUGUGAUAUGCGGAUCCCAAGGUCAUCCAGCAGCAUCUAUAGAAGCAGAAUUGAUCUAACAGUAUUGUGCAAAGACACCAAACGUACACGGAGCUUAAGACCAUCCAUGUUAGUGGAAGCAGUUCCAAAGAAUAUAAUCAUAUAUACAACAGCAGCAGGUGUUAUCAUUUUCUUUGUUGCACUUAUCCUUGGAAGCACAUGGAAGAAAUGGUCAAUAAGAAGUCAAAGCAGGAGAUAUCCAGGAGGGCUUGAAGACUCAGAGGAAAUAGUGCGCUACGUCACUGUGACCAACCGAAACCCAGUCCAGAUCGAGAGACAAAAUAAAGCCAUGGAGGAAAUGAAAAAUAAGGACUCAAAGAACGGUGAAGAGGAAACUUAUGUAACAAUGCGCUCAAUCUUACAAUCAAAGACACCCAACGAUCUUCCGAAACCUAUUGUAGCCAAUGCUCCCAUACCUGGAGAACAUUCCCAUGCGGUUUUGCCUUUGGAUUUUCAGGUCGAUCAUUGGAAUUUUUGAGGCUGUAUUCAUUAUCUUGUUAACAGCAAAGACAAACACAAUUCUUCCAGACUAAGUCAGAUUGUUCUGGUUUGAUGAAGAUGGUGGAUAAUGGGUAAUGUCACUGGGCUAUUAAUUCUGUGGCCCAGGAUAAAAUUUUUGGGGAUUGGUGGAUGAAGUCCCACCACAGCAUCUAGUAGAAUUUACAUUUGGUUAAUAAACUCUGGUAUAUAAAGCCAGUCUCAGUAAUUGUGACCAGGAAAUUAUCAUCAAUUGUUGUAAAACCCCAUCCAGUUCACUGAUGUUCUUUAGGGAAGGAAAUCUGCCAUCCUUACCUUGUCUGG